Monopterus albus (swamp eel) is the source of this 814-nucleotide messenger RNA. It is a transcript of the gene sar1ab, whose product is annotated as secretion associated, Ras related GTPase 1Ab. Gene Ontology annotation, molecular function: GTPase activity; GTP binding. The record is from RefSeq and is a predicted model, not a curated record. Lineage: Eukaryota; Metazoa; Chordata; Actinopteri; Synbranchiformes; Synbranchidae. The transcript has 7 exons. Gene Ontology annotation, biological process: intracellular protein transport. The coding region runs from base 102 to 698 and encodes 198 amino acids.
GUCAAACUUAGAGGCUGCGUGUUAGUUGAGUGGACGCGCUUGGACCAAAAACCAGCGAACUGGGAGCUCAUUUGUUCGGCAGACCAAGGCAGUUGGUUGAAAUGUCUUUUAUAUUUGACUGGAUCUACAGGAGCUUCAGCAGUGUCUUGCAACUAUUAGGGUUGUACAAGAAGACUGGCAAGCUUGUGUUCCUUGGACUAGACAAUGCUGGAAAAACAACACUCCUGCACAUGCUCAGAGAUGACCGGCUAGGACAGCAUGUGCCAACACUACAUCCAACAUCUGAGGAACUGACUAUUGCUGGGAUGACCUUUACGACCUUUGACCUUGGAGGUCAUACACAAGCACGAAGAAUCUGGAAGAACUACCUCCCAGCCAUAAAUGGUAUAGUCUACAUGGUGGAUUGUGCUGAUCAUGAUCGACUAGCAGAGGCUAAAGUUGAACUAGAUGCAUUAUUAACAGAUGAAACCAUCUCCAAUGUCCCGGUUCUCAUCUUGGGGAAUAAGAUAGACCGUCCAGAGGCCAUCAGUGAGGAUUCACUGAGAGAAAUGUUUGGUGUUCAUGGGGAAACAACUGGAAAGGGCAAAGUAUCUUUGAAGGACUUGAAUUUGAGGCCAAUGGAGGUUUUCAUGUGCAGUGUGCUGAAGAGACAAGGAUAUGGAGAUGGUUUCCGCUGGCUUUCACAGUAUAUUGACUGAUUUGCGUUCUUUUAAUAACUUUAACUUUUGCCUGUGCACAGAGACACAUUUUCCACACAAAACUACAGCCAGCAGAGAGAUAUAUCUGAAUAAAUAUACUAUGUUUAUAACUUUAA